Molecule: messenger RNA, 2291 nt
Organism: Homarus americanus (American lobster)
Lineage: Eukaryota; Metazoa; Arthropoda; Malacostraca; Decapoda; Nephropidae
Product: oocyte zinc finger protein XlCOF6-like
Exons: 11
Coding region: 217-2172 (651 amino acids)
Cellular component (GO): nucleus
Molecular function (GO): zinc ion binding
Source: RefSeq, a predicted model, not a curated record
UAUCCGUGGAAUUGAAGGUCACAUCGACUGUUUUUCGUGCUAAACACGUCUCUUUUUAAGUCUUUAAUAUUUAUACAAGGGCUAAAUUUUCAUAAUUUUCUUAUAUACAUUUUCACCAUAAAAUUUUUACACAUCCCAAAGCUCCGACUGAGAACUGAAAGGUUGGUAGUGGUAGAUGCCGAGUGGCAGAGAAAUUAGACAUCACCAACAUUAACUAUGGGAUCUCGAACAAAUUUUGAGUAUAUUUGUCGACUCUGUGGUCUAGAAAGCAACGACUUGAUAAAUUUACUGGAAAACAAUUACAACGAGCGUAACUUGAUAGUAAUAAUUAAGAAAUAUAUUCGUGUGACGGUUAAUCCUCGGGAUGCGUUACCCCAUCAUGUGUGCGGUCCUUGUGUUGCUAAGCUGGACGAAGUGGUGGAAUUCAUUGAUACGAGUCAAGUCACACAAACUAAACUUAACAAUCAGCUUAAAGACAGUUCAUCAGACAACAGUGUUCACUUGCCUCAGGAUAAGUUAUAUGAACUUAUCCAUGGUGUUAAAGUUGAAUUUGAGGAGCUUGACACUCAAUAUACUGAUGAUCUCAAUGAUGAGGAUUAUGGUCCCUGUACGAGCAAAGGUCGUAGAAGUCGCAGCAGUAAAGGGCUGUGUGGAGGAGGAGCAGGUACUAGAGGAUUGGCAAGAAAACGAUUAGCGAAGUCAAAGAAUAAAGCACUUUCACUGGUGAAGAAUAAAAUGAGCGAAAAAGAUGAUAAAGGAGACAGCAAGAAAAACCCCUCAACAAUUGAUAGUGUGAAAGAAGUUUGGAUGGAUAAACAUGAUAACAAAGAAACUUAUGUUGUAGAAGAAUUUGAACAGGAGAUUGAUGGACACUCUUUUAGAGAGAAGAAGGGGGACACUUUCAAGAGUGCCGUAAGAUGCUGCAUCUGCAAAGCCGAUUUUUACCUUCUUGAAGAGUUAACAUCCCACUCUCUUGAUGUCCACCAGCUUCCAGAGCCUCGCUUCAUGUGCCCUCAGUGUCCUCAGACAUUUGCUAAAAUUACUUCAAUGAAUAACCAUCAGCGCAGAAAACAUCAGGACUCCUUACAAGGAUGCCCAAAGUGCAAGAAGUUAUAUCCCGCUCAUUACUUGUGGACAAGACACAUGCUCGUCCAUACCAAUACUCGUCCAUUUUCUUGUGAUGAAUGUGACAAAAAGUUCAAGAGCAAGGCUGGGUUAUACAACCACAAGAAGACUCACCAACCCAGUGAAGAACGAUAUACACAUUGUUGUGAGGUGUGUGGUAAAAGAUUUACACAAAAAGCUAAUCUGGAAAGUCAUUUGCGAUUACACACUGGUAAUCGUCCCUUUUCUUGUGAGUUUUGUGGAAAGUCUUUCUCCCAGAGAGGCAACAUGGAAGAACAUAGAAGAAUUCAUACAGGGGAAAAGCCUUUUGUGUGUGAUAUGUGCGGAAUAAGUUAUUCAAGACAAGGCCAGCUUGCUAUGCAUCGUCGAAAACACUCAGGAGAAAAGCCUCACAAGUGUCAGUACUGCAAAAAAGAAUUUCUUCGGAGAGAGGUUCUCAGAAAACAUGAACACAUGCACACUGACACAAGACCCUACAAAUGUUCUUACUGUGAAAAAAGCUUUAGGGAUCGAGGGAAAAAGAAGAUUCAUGAGCGACUUCACACAGGAGAAAGGCCAUUUGAGUGUCAGUUUUGUGGUCGAGGAUUUUGUGAGUCUGGAAACCUGCGAAAGCAUCUGCGAGUUCAUCAGCGACGUCCAUCAGCUGGGGAGAAAAGUGCAAAUGCACUAUCAUUGGGGAAUGGAUCAACAGUACUAACCAGUGAAGCGCCAAGUUAUACCUUUACAUUUCCUGGAAUUUCCAAUGCACGCCAUGGUACAAACACGAACACGGAUUCAUCAUUAUUUGUUGGACCAGACAUGUCCUUUAUUUCUGAAUCUAAUAGUCACUCAGCAUCGCAUUCGUUACCAUUAAGUGCACCUGCAUCUGUUUCUGUACCAGUAAGUGCCUCAUCAAGCAGUAAUAGUGAUCCAUUAAUCACUUUACGUCCACUGGAAGAGUCUCGUGUGAGUCCAAAUUUACCACAUCAAGAAGGUUGUGAAAAAGAAGAAUAUAGAGCUGGCUCUUCUUCAUUUCAGACAGUUACUUGGGCUCUGUAUCAUACAUAACUGUAAAUUAUACAGUAUAACGGGCAAGGGGGGACCUAGUUGAGGUGUAUAAGCAUCUCAGGGGGCACUACUCAGUUGAGUGUCCUUACUUGGAGCUGGCGGACGCUCGCCCCACAAGG